AUGGUCUUCAUCAAGUCGUCGAAGUACAUCAGCUUCGAUCUUGCUUUCUUCUGGAACCAGGUGUUUGUUUGGACAGUGGCCACCGUCGCCUUCAUCAACAUCUUAAAGUUUCUUCGCCUCCUUCGCUUCAAUCCGCUCAUGUCCGUCUUGAUGACGUCAUUACGUCGUAUGUUACCAGAGGUCGCGGGCUUUGCCGUCUACUUCACCUUCCUGUUUCUGUCAUUCGUGCAGCUGGGCCACUUGGUGUUCGGGCUGAAAAUACAGGAAUACUCAACAAUUGCCGCAUCAGGAAAGAGUCUCUUCCUCUGUGCAUUGGGGAGUUUCAAUUUUGAUGAAAUUCUAAGCACCAGUAGAAUCAUCGGGCCCAUGUUCCUGUACGCCUAUCUGUGCAUCGUCUUCAUCAUCAUCAUCAACAUCCUGGUGGCCAUCAUCAAUGACGCACUUGUGGUCAUGAGAGGGUUCACGCCGCCUCAGGAACAUAGGGAGAUUCUGGACGAGUUGUGGAGGAGGCUUGCCAACUUCCUUGGCCUGACAAACUCUGCAAGUCGGGAAAACUAG
Branchiostoma floridae (Florida lancelet) is the source of this 558-nucleotide messenger RNA. Its product is annotated as polycystic kidney disease 2-like 2 protein. Gene Ontology annotation, cellular component: membrane. Gene Ontology annotation, molecular function: calcium channel activity. NCBI's taxonomy places the organism in Eukaryota, Metazoa, Chordata, Leptocardii, Amphioxiformes, Branchiostomatidae. Bases 1 to 558 code for a protein of 185 amino acids. The transcript is spliced from 4 exons. The record is from RefSeq and is a predicted model, not a curated record. Gene Ontology annotation, biological process: detection of mechanical stimulus.